Molecule: messenger RNA, 5036 nt
Organism: Armigeres subalbatus
Lineage: Eukaryota; Metazoa; Arthropoda; Insecta; Diptera; Culicidae
Product: folliculin-interacting protein 2
Exons: 7
Coding region: 921-4625 (1234 amino acids)
Cellular component (GO): cytoplasm
Molecular function (GO): protein-folding chaperone binding; ATPase inhibitor activity
Source: RefSeq, a predicted model, not a curated record
GAGUGAUUAACGAGUUUAGUUUUGUUUUCCGUAUUCCAUCGCGGUUGCGUUGUUUUGUUUUCGGUGAAAAUACUCGUAUUUUGUGGAUUAAUUUAACUUUUCUAGUGCAGUGAUUAGGUAUUUAGGCAUUGUGCAUUACUGCCGAUUAAUGGAAUUGCAUCCAAUGUGAAACAAAAGGCAGUAAACAUCAGAUUUUGAACAGUAACAUUUGCAUAUAUGCAGAAGAUUUUGCUUAAUAUUCCACCCACUUUGCGCCGAUAAUCGUGAGAGCUUCACAAGCGCUUGGAAUCCGUCUUAAAAUUACGCGCAUUUGCACACAUCCAGAUAAACGAUCCUCAUCACUCACAAAUUCUGCACACGCCAGUGCCGGUUCUCCGCGCAUAAGUGACUUUAAUUCACCAACGUGUACUGUCUCAUACAGUUGGGAAAGAGUAAUGGCAAUAAACGAUAGAUGGCGUAUAUUUUUCCGGUUAAUGUGUGAUUCCCGCCUGCGAAGAACGUUUGUUGAAACGAUUAUCGAUGCCGGUGGUAGAAGGAAGUGACCAAAGAUUCGGAAAAGAAGAUUUCUCAUUGUGCUAGUCAACAGUUUCAACGACCAAAGGCAAUUGAUAAAGGCAGUGAAAGUGAUUCAAUAAUAAACGGCAAUCAUAUGGAUCCAUAUCAGAGACAAUGUGUAAAGCAAUAAAAAAUAUAUUUCAUGCGACUACGUCAGUCCGUUAUAGAAUGAAGUGAAAACGGAGGAUAUUCAUUGGUGGUAAAUCGUGAAGAGAUUAAACUGAAGAGAUUUGCCGUCUACAUACACACCUUUGGGAUAGCGGAGAUAUUGUACAGCAGUAUGACCAAAGUGUGAGGCGACGAGAAGCGAACUACAACAGAGCGGAAACGGUGCAGUGAAACGAUCACGAUCGACUAUAAAUAUAAUGGCAUUAUUUAAUAAGUUGUUCUCGACCAACAAGAAGCGUAACACAAGCCAAUCAUCGCAAAAAUUAAGCCCGGGACAGUUUCCAUUUGCCGCCGACCAGGUUCGUGUUGUUCUUUUUCGCGAAUGCGAUAUCCGUGGACGCAAACUGCUAUUUGACUCGAGUGCGGUUGAGAAAAUUCCCGAGGGACCAUCGCCACCAUUCACGUCAUCCGCCGCAACAGCCACAGCAACUGCGUCAACAACCAACUACAAAACGGUACCCUCAAUCCAAAAAUGUGACCAUUGUAAGGCAUUGUACCAGCAUAGUUCCAGUCCAAAGAAUGACAUCAAAUCGUUGGCGGAGAUGAUAUUUGGUUCGGCGCCGAUAGCCUUCCAGGGAAGCAGUUUGAAGGUUCACUGGUUGAAGACCCCCGUUGCCAUGAUGUGCUCUCACGUAUUUCCUGCACCGGUGUCGAAAAAUGGCAGUGGAAGUAGCAGUAAGAAAAUUUCCGUUUCGUCAUAUUUGGGUUCCGAAUUAGUAGUCGGGAGCAAUAGCGGGUAUAUCCAUGAUCGAUAUCAAUCCGGGAGCGACCUUAGUUCAAUCGAUACUACAUCUCUUCGUUCGUUUACCGUCACAUCGUCCACUUCCACACAGCAUGAUAUGUCGUACAAUUCUCGCCACAGGCCACCUAUACCACCCGAGUUUGGCCAGUUGGAGCGGUUAGUUGAUCCUCGGUUAUCAACGAACAGCGGGAUGGAUUCCGGCUAUGGUGGAACAGAUCCCUGGGCAUGUUCGGCAGGCAGCUCCCGGCAUCCUUUGUCGUCUCAUAGAAGUAGUCUGGCAUCAAUAAGUAGUGAUUUCGAAUGUUUUCGGAGACUUAGUACCGAUACCAACAUCGACAUACCUCAACCGGUUAGUGUCAGUGAUUGUAGUCAGUAUGGAAGCUUUAAUCGUCGAGUGUCGAAAAAUUUGUCCACGUCGUUCGAAAAUCGGCUGUCAAUGGCCGACCAUGUUGGCCAUGUGGACGAUCUCAAUCAAACGGGACCCACGUGUGCCAGUAAUCAAGUGACAGCUAGUGAUGGAUGUGUCGGUAUUGGACGGCAUCGGAGAAACAGUGAAACAAUGGAACUGAAUAGGCGGAAAGCUUUCAGUGGUGAAGUGUUGUCAACUUCAACCAAUUAUCAGGGUAAACCACCGAGCAAGAAGGCACGGCUAGGCCUGGCUUUGUAUAUUCAGCUGGAUGAUGGUUCACAGCACGAGCUGGAGGCCUACUGCUCGGAACACAUGAGUAUUUUCGAAUCUAUUCUGUGCAGACUUAGAGCAGCAGCGGAGACUGCGUGCCACAGAUGGCCGAUGUUUUUGCAGAUAAUGCUGACUGCGUGGCACACAGCACAGCAAUGGCUGAUGGAUUUCUUUACGGCUCCUCGGUUGGCGAAUCCAGUGUGGCUUACUUUAAGUACCAGCGCGGGUUCGGGAACAACAAAUAACAGUUUACAACUCAAUCAGGCAGCUGCUCUUAAUAUUGCUAACAAAUUCAUGAAUGAUUUGUCCUCAUUACUGUCGCUGGCGGAUACUAAAGAUACCAAAUUAUUCAUCAGCACCCUUCUGACGGCGGUCUUAACUCACCACCUUGGCUGGGUAAGUACCAUUGCACCAAUGACCACCUUUGGUUCAUCAGAGUCACUCGCAGGACCAGUGGGCGAAAAGGAUAAAAUAUCCAAAAUUACGGCAAACCAUCCAUACAACGUUUUGUGGGCACAAUUGAGUGAUCUGUACGGAGCGGUAGGACAUCCGGUCAAGCUGACAAAAACCAUCAUCUGCGGCAGUCCCCAGCUAAGCAAUACCAUCGACAAAGUUCUAAACGUUUUGUCCUACUUUGUUCGGUGUAGUGAAAUUCGGCGAACAGCUCAAGCGGAAGUGUUCGAGGAAGAUAAAGUUAAAGAAGCUUUUGCUGCUCAACGUAUAGUCAAUAAUCAGACCUUUCAAUGUGGAACGGGGCAGAGCAGUGAUUAUAAAUCACCUAAACUUUCGAGAACCGCUUCCGGAAUGGUUCGAUCUGCAACGCGUGUAAAAGACUUGACUACAAUGGGAAAGGAUAUAGGCGAUGAUAUAGAUAUGGAGCUAUCAAGUUUGCUGAAGAAAACAGUGAUGAAUGACAUACCGAACGUAUUGGUUUAUCGAGACUCCAGAUUUGUACAGCAGGAGCUCAGGAUUGGCAACAAAAGCAUGGACACUGAACUGUUGAUGAAUGCCAGGGAAAAGCAGUUUCUAGAAAUAUAUCAUAUCAAAAAGGAGCAGAAUAUGUCACCAAUAAGGAUGACGUUAACCCAACCAGAUGAGACUGGCCAAGAGGCGAUAGAAUUAGAUGUAAGUGAUACAAGUGAUUGCGAUUCGAUACGAUUGUCCAAGUUAAUCACGGAGAACAACAUCGGAGAUGCGGUGAGAAAACAGAGAUUUCUAUGGGGACUAGAAGGGAUAAAAGAAGGCAUUUCACUGGAACAGUUAAAAUAUAUUGACGUCCUGCGUGGGAACUAUGAGGCGUUAAAGCAAAAUCGUCCCAAAGAAGAGGUUGUAUUCGUGCUGGGAGAGGAUGAACAACUUGUAAAUAUCAAACAACCACAAGCUUCAACAUCAACCGAUAGAGCAAAUGAGUUAGGCGCAGUUGGCGGAAAGAAGCCAUGUUCCCACAAUAGAAUUAAAAAACAUUCCGUCAUUUUCAAUUUUGGUCAGUACCCCAAAGUGGUAGAGAACUAUUUGAAAAGUCAAAACCUCGAACUCAGUGAGCACGAUUUUCUCGAAAAAGGCGUAAAACUGUCCCUCAAGUUUCAUCCGGAAGCUGAUUUUCCACCUUCCACGGAUCCCGCCGAGGAAGAAGAGUGCGACAUUUGCCGUAAUACCUCUCUGCUGUGUUUACAAACCCCAACAAAUGCAUCAGAACUCGAAUUCUCCAGUGACCUGAAUGAAGGAAGCUUGUCCAGCUCACUGAAUGAUUCAUCCUGUCACGAUCGAAACCCUAACCCCUUCUCUUUAGCAACUGUUCAAGAAAAUGUUGAACUCAAAUAUAAACAUCCGGACAGCAUUCUUAAGCUAGUGGAUAUACCAAUAUUGAAGCCAUCCGUCAACGCGAACGAUGAGAACAACAACGACAAGACUGAUAAAUUAAGGAAAUUGCCUAGCAAAGCUGGUUUUAUACCCUCGUUGUUCUCCCGUGUUACGGACCACUAUAUCCCGGACAUGAUUUUGCAGGGCACCACCGCUCCUCCACCCAAGUGGGAAAGGGUUCUUAAAAAGGAUCUUCGGCUGGCAUCCAGAUUUGCCCUCAUGGAGCAGUACUCCACGGAAAAUCUCGCCAUCGUCGCCAACCUCGAGACUCACGAUGUUCGAUUGAUUACUUCCAACCAAUCUUCAAUGGCGCCCGGCAGCAUCAACGGCGAACUGGUAGGCAUGUCGCAGAUUGUUUCUUCCAUGCUGGAAACGGUACACGCUAUGUGGAUCUCCGGACUAUCAUCCUUCCAGUGUAUGGCAUUCAUCGAGUCCAAACUGCGCGAGUUAUACCUGCAGUCGGAAUCGAUCGCCAGUUUUCUUCUCACCACUGAUUUCUGCUCAAUUGAAUCGAUAACCAAAACCCUGAAUAUCACUGCCAAUGACAUGCCCCUUCUGCUGUCGGUGGUCUCGACACACACCCCGGAGGUGACAAAACGAUAUGUUUUGCAAUAUCGGUAAUUCGACCGCAUAUGUGCAGUCGUUUUUCUAAUCCGCAAGAUGGAAUUCUUGCGUAUUCUUUUGUGAUACUAGUUUUAAGCUACUAGAAAAACAAGCAAUCAACGCUUAAGGAAGAUCUGUUAGUUAUAACAAAGUUAGAAGACAUAUCAUUGAACUGGUAGGGCGCGUAGGCAAGCAGCUCUCUUUGACAAUGGGAUAUGAUUCCAAGAUAGCUGCAGCUGUAGUUAUCUCUUUUGCCAGAUUAGAAAAUAGCUAAAUUUAAUGUAGGUAAAUGUAUUUAGGUAAAAUAGAGGUAUUCAACACUUGAAUAGUAUUUUUCUGAUAUUUAAUUGAGAAUAUAACGAGGGUUUGUCAAGUGUAUAGCAAAUGCAAUGAUAAUACAAAGUCUAUUGUUUAAAUCGUCACAAUGAA